AUUCUGCUUUAGGUUUUCUCCAGUCAAGAGGCAGCUAAGCUCGUUCUCUUCAAUUCAGCGCAGCCAUGUCGAAGAGAAGGACAAGAGAGCCCAAGGAAGAGAAUGUUACUCUUGGGCCUGCAACUAGGGAAGGAGAGCUAGUGUUUGGUGUUGCUCACAUCUUUGCGUCUUUCAAUGAUACUUUCAUUCAUGUCACUGACUUGUCUGGCAGGGAAACAAUGGUCCGCAUUACAGGUGGCAUGAAGGUGAAGGCCGACAGGGAUGAAUCCUCCCCAUAUGCUGCUAUGCUUGCGGCACAAGAUGUUUCCCAGAGAUGCAAGGAACUUGGUAUCACUGCCCUUCACAUUAAGCUUCGUGCCACUGGGGGUAACAAGACCAAGACUCCUGGACCCGGUGCUCAGUCUGCACUCCGGGCUCUUGCGCGUUCAGGCAUGAAGAUUGGAAGGAUAGAGGACGUGACCCCAAUCCCAACUGACAGCACUCGCAGAAAGGGUGGUAGGAGGGGAAGGAGGCUGUAAAGCGACUUUGUUUGUUGCCAGAAUAUUUUCUGGGGCUUGUGGUUUGGGUUCUCAAUCGUUUUACGGAUUUUGUUUUUCCCCUUUCAUGUUACCCGAACAAUUUGUAGUUUCAACUGAAAUUUGUUGGUUUUUGAGGUUAUCUUGAAGGUUUGAACAUGGUGAUUGGGCUAUUAUGAGAUUGUGGUUUUGCUGGAACAUGUUUUCAUCAAUAACUAUUUUAUAUUAUAGCAUUAGUCUCUGACCAAAGUAAUUUUAUGAGUUUGGUGGGUCGUCUAUUGGGAUGCUGUUUGUGGUUACACCAUUUCUUGGCCCUGGCCCGGAGUGUUUUAAAGGGAU
Messenger RNA from Striga asiatica, 854 nucleotides. Lineage: Eukaryota; Viridiplantae; Streptophyta; Magnoliopsida; Lamiales; Orobanchaceae. The record is from the annotation of a GenBank genome assembly.